ACAACAAAUAAAUAUACGAGUCUCCACUGAGAAGCAAACCUCGGUUCUUUCUUCUGUCUUCGUCUUCUCUCGAUCGAGAACGAGGGGAUUGGGAAUUAUCGUCAUCUUCACAAGCAUGUUGAAUUAUAAAGGAUGAUUAGGAAUACUUGAAAACUUGUGGGUUGAUUGUGAAAAGGGAAGAUGUGGGCAGCUUCUUGCCUCGCUUCAUGCUGCGCAGCUUGUGCAUGCGAUGCAUGCCGGACGGUGGUGUCUGGAAUUAGUCGGCGGUCUGCAAGGAUUGCAUACUGUGGCCUGUUUGCACUUUCUCUGAUUGUUUCCUGGAUUCUCCGUGAGGUUGCCGCACCUCUAAUGGAAAAGCUCCCUUGGAUUAAUCAUUUUCAUAAGACACCUGACCGGGAGUGGUUCGAAACAGAUGCUGUGCUGCGAGUUAGCCUGGGAAAUUUUCUCUUUUUCACCAUUCUAGCUAUUUUAAUGAUCGGUGUCAAAAAUCAGAAGGAUCCUCGUGAUAGUGUGCACCAUGGUGGAUGGAUGAUGAAAGUUAUUAGUUGGUUUCUUUUGGUCAUCUUUAUGUUUUUCCUUCCGAAUGAGAUUAUCAGCUUCUAUGAAUCUAUAUCAAAGUUUGGUGCUGGAUUGUUUCUUCUUGUUCAAGUUGUGCUUUUGUUAGAUUUUGUUCAUGGAUGGAAUGACAAAUGGGUCGGAUAUGAUGAGCAGUUCUGGUACAUCGGCCUGUUUAGUGUUUCACUUGUGUGUUAUGUAGCAACAUUUGUCUUCUCGGGACUUCUCUUCCAUUGGUUCACUCAAGCUGGACAAGACUGUGGGCUCAACACUUUCUUUAUUGUUAUAACCUUGAUCUUCGUGUUUGUUUUUGCUAUAGUGGCCCUCCACCCUGCUAUAAGUGGAAGCAUUUUGCCCGCCUCAGUUAUUUCUCUGUACUGUGUAUACCUCUGCUACACUGGACUUGCUAGCGAGCCAAGGGAAUACGAGUGUAAUGGCCUACACAAGCAUUCAAAAUCUAUUUCUACUGGGACUCUUACUUUUGGCCUGCUUACAACAGUUCUGUCAGUUGUCUAUUCUGCGGUCCGUGCUGGAUCAUCUACAACUCUGCUCUCUCAACCAAGUUCACCUCGUGCUGGUGCAGGGAAGCCGCUGCUUCCAUUGGACAACAAGCCUGACGAGCAGGAAGAAAAAGAGAGGGCCAAGCCAGUCACAUAUUCAUAUUCCUUCUUCCAUAUUAUUUUCUCCCUUGCUAGUAUGUAUUCAGCUAUGCUUCUAACUGGGUGGUCGACUUCAGUUGGGGAGAGCGGCAAGUUGGUCGAUGUUGGCUGGCCGUCUGUAUGGGUCAGGAUUGUGACGGGGUGGGCAACUGCAGCUCUGUACAUCUGGUCUCUGGUUGCUCCUAUUAUGUUUCCAGAAAGGGAGUUCUGAGCACCUCCAAAGAAACGGUUUGAUAUCAAUGUCUAUAUGGAAUGAUUAUUUGCAAUCGCCAACUGAACUUAUGGCAUGUGUGCUAUUUCGUACCCACCACGGAAGGAUGUUUGUUUAAUGUAUAAAAAGAAUGGUUUGUCAUUGAGGUGGCAUGACCGAGAUGCCUUCGUUUCUUCUUGAA
Juglans microcarpa x Juglans regia is the source of this 1606-nucleotide messenger RNA. Its product is annotated as probable serine incorporator. The record is from RefSeq and is a predicted model, not a curated record. The coding region runs from base 181 to 1425 and encodes 414 amino acids. The transcript is spliced from 8 exons. Lineage: Eukaryota; Viridiplantae; Streptophyta; Magnoliopsida; Fagales; Juglandaceae. Gene Ontology annotation, cellular component: membrane.